CACACACAGCUAGGGAAAGAUUGACACUUGCACUGUAAGUCAGUAGUGAGGUUAGUAAUGUGGUGGCAUGUGCCUGGAGCCUGUCGCGCUGCAUGCUAUCCCAACAUCACUCACAGCCUCCAGCUUCAUACUCUUCACGCAGCCAGAGAACAUCCUGCAUCUCUGUAGAGCCUUCAGAAGAUACAGGUUGGCCCAAACUGAACGCCCAUCACCUGGCGAUCCGAGACCGGACAGGAACGAGAGGGGGCUAUUCGUUGACCACAUCAACAGGCUUUGACGCAAGAGAGAGAAAAAUCCUUUGUGGUGCUUUCUUGGACAGACGUUGCAACUGCACAGGAGGCCAUGGCCAGUCCAGUGCGGGUCCACCCAGACAGCGCCCUGCUCCAGCCACCCCGCAGUGGCUCUGCUUUCUCUGAGAGUCCUCUGGCUCUUCUGAAAAGAGAAGAAGAUAGCAUAGAGACCCUGGAGCUGGUAGACAGUAAACCACGACUAGAUGGCUCAGAGCGAGGGCUCUCAGGACUCUACCUGUCCUGUAUCGACAUGCUCUUCACUGAGGAUGCUGCUUGGCUAGUGAGGGUGGCGGACUCCUCGGCUUCGGCCGGUGUCGGACCUCGUCCAGAACCCUGUCCGGAGCCAGAGCAGUGCCCUGUUAUUGACAGCCCUGGGUUAGGAAGUGCACCACUGUCACCUGGCCUGGAAGACCAGGUUGAGGAGAGGUCUCUGGAGCAAGUGCAGAGUUUGGUGGUGGGAGAAGUGUUGAAGGACAUUGAGACAGCCUGCAAACUGCUGAACAUCACACCAGACCCGGUGGAGUGGAGUUGUGGGAAUGUUCAGAAGUGGUUGCUGUGGACAGAGCAUCUGUACCGGCUCCCUCAAGUGGGCAAAGCCUUCCAGGACCUGGAUGGGAAAGACCUGUGCGCCAUGACGGAGGAAGACUUCCGCCAACGUUCACCGCAGUGCGGCGACACACUGCAUGCGCAUCUAGACAUCUGGAAAUCAGCUGCCUGGAUGAAGGAGAGGUGUUCGGUAGGAGAGAGCAGGGUCACAGGGGGAGAGGAGCUGUGGUCAGAAGCGGACUCUUCCUGCUCUGGUCAGCCCAUCCACUUGUGGCAGUUCCUCCGGGAGCUGCUACUUAAGCCUCACAGCUAUGGACGCUGCAUCCGCUGGCUCAACAAAGAGAAAGGCAUCUUUAAAAUUGAAGACUCUGCUCAUGUGGCACGACUCUGGGGCCUGAGGAAGAACCGACCCGCUAUGAACUAUGACAAGCUUAGCCGCUCAAUCCGACAGUACUACAAGAAGGGCAUCAUCCGCAAACCAGACGUGUCUCAGAGACUGGUCUAUCAGUUCGUCCACCCAGUAUGAGGCCGGUCAUCAUACUAGAAGAGGCAAGACUGAUAUCUAUGCACUGACAAGCACCACUAAGCCUACACUUCUACACUUUACAGGCUAGCAAAUUAUGCUAGCACAACAGGAUUGUAUGAGUCCCAUCUUUACAAUACUUUUCUUAAUGACUUGAGCCGCAGAUCUGGUUUCAAAACUGAACAAAAAAAAUGGUUUAUUAGUUCCAUAAGGGUUGUUUUUCUCCUCACGGCAUAUGUUUUGGUUUUUUUCCACUCAGAUAUACACAGUGGCCCUUAUUUAUUCAUCAAUGUGGCAUUCGGUGAAAUCUGAUCAAAUGUGCGCACCCAAAUUUCACAGACAAUUUUAUUAUUCGUUAAUGUCAUCUUUGGUGUAUCUGCGUAUAUAGUGGGAGUGCAAUAGUUUAACAUGCUGAAAAUCAUAUAAUUUGUGGUUAACUCAUCAAAACUAUUAUCACCAUCAUCUAUAACACCAGAAAUAAGAAUACAAAUAGAAAGUAACUAUUACGCUAAUAAUUUGUCCACAUGGCAAUCCAGCACAAAAGUGGAUGUACUUAUUUUACAUGGACAUUGGUGUAAACAAAUGCUGCCACUGUUGCACAUUCCAUUUAAACACAUAAUACACUGUGCUAUAGGUUUAUGCUACUGACUCUGCCCACAAAAUAAACACAUACUUCAAACCACAGCUAGUGCAGAGCAACACAGUGUUUAACUUUAUUUCAGGAAAACAAUCACACUACACAAUCACAUCUUUCUACUGUCUUAAAAAAGACAUUUUGUUCAUUUCAUAUUUCAUUGUUUACUAUCAUCAUCAUUUUAAUAGUAUAAAUAUUGGUGAUUAGGGGGAACAGUGCACACACUGCUCAACCUCAAACUCCAACUACGAGCACAGCCAUUGUCUCAUGAGGCUUACCAAACGUCUGCAUGAAUUAGGGCUUGCUUCCUGUAAAUGAGGUACUUGCAGGCUGGUGCUUGAUUUCACACACUGAAGCUGAUUCGCUAUUUGCGCUCAGACCUUUGCAUGUUGGACGAAGGUUUCAUGAAACAGACACAGAGUAGAUCCAUGAAAUUUUCUGUCAUAAAUUUGAUGAAUAAAGGCCAGUGAGCUUAGUGUCGAGGCAAGGGCUGAAUCUCAAAAUCAGCCCCCCCCCAUGGAGUACACUUGGGGACUUCUGAAAGUUUGGCCUCCUAAAUAAUGUCCAGUAGCGAAAUGCACAUGUCCAUGUUUGACAUAAUAUGCAUUGUUUGGAUGCCGGAGCCAAUAUUUUAAGACGACAUAGGAAGUAGGGAGCCAUUUGCGAUUCAGCCAUGGUUCUUGCUCUAAGUGGUAUAUGUGUCUGGGUAGAUAUUUCAAGACAUUUUUCUCAUCUCAUCAUAUAUUUAUUUGAGAAACUAGGUUAGAUAUAUGGGGUUCUACAUGAACAGAAGUUACAAAAACAUGUCCGGGUAUGUUCGCAUGGUCUGCCUGUCUUUCACUAUCUUUCUAAGUUUUACUCAACACUCAAGCUUAAGGACCUGGGCCCAACAGCAAACUUCUCAGAGUUAAAGUGUUGAUCUAAAACCAAUUCUUGCCUUUUUAUGUCUUAA
Pygocentrus nattereri (red-bellied piranha) is the source of this 2945-nucleotide messenger RNA. Its product is annotated as SAM pointed domain-containing Ets transcription factor. Gene Ontology annotation, molecular function: sequence-specific DNA binding; DNA-binding transcription factor activity, RNA polymerase II-specific. The coding region runs from base 343 to 1362 and encodes 339 amino acids. NCBI's taxonomy places the organism in Eukaryota, Metazoa, Chordata, Actinopteri, Characiformes, Serrasalmidae. The transcript has 6 exons. Gene Ontology annotation, cellular component: nucleus. The record is from RefSeq and is a predicted model, not a curated record. Gene Ontology annotation, biological process: cell differentiation; regulation of transcription by RNA polymerase II.